This is a messenger RNA of Callorhinus ursinus (northern fur seal), 6224 nucleotides long. RefSeq names its product NACC family member 2 (gene NACC2). Gene Ontology annotation, biological process: regulation of transcription by RNA polymerase II. NCBI's taxonomy places the organism in Eukaryota, Metazoa, Chordata, Mammalia, Carnivora, Otariidae. The record is from RefSeq and is a predicted model, not a curated record. Gene Ontology annotation, molecular function: DNA-binding transcription factor activity, RNA polymerase II-specific; protein binding; RNA polymerase II cis-regulatory region sequence-specific DNA binding.
GCUCGCGCUCCGUUUGCUGCAUUCCCGGAGCAGCCAGCGAGCCUGCCCCUGUCAGGCUGAGCGGGCAGUGCCGGGCCACCGGCAGCAGCCGCCAAAGAUGUGCCCCACUCGGGCGCUCCCGCGCUGAGUCUGAGGCCCGCCCUCUAGCGCCUGCCCGCCAUGUCGCAGAUGCUGCACAUCGAGAUCCCCAACUUCGGGAACACUGUGCUCGGCUGCCUCAAUGAGCAGCGCCUGCUGGGCCUCUACUGUGAUGUGUCCAUUGUGGUCAAAGGCCAGGCUUUCAAGGCCCACCGGGCCGUCCUGGCCGCUAGCAGUCUGUACUUCCGCGACCUGUUCAGCGGCAACAGUAAGAGCGCCUUCGAGCUGCCGGGCACCGUGCCGCCCGCCUGCUUCCAGCAGAUCCUGUCCUUCUGCUACACGGGCAGGCUGACCAUGGCGGCCAGCGAGCAGCUCGUGGUCAUGUACACGGCCGGCUUCCUGCAGAUCCAGCACAUUGUGGAGCGCGGCACAGACCUCAUGUUCAAGGUGAGCUCGCCCCACUGUGACUCGCAGACCGCCAUGAUCGAGGACGCCAGCUCUGAGCCCCAGAGCCCCUGCACCCAGCUGCAGCCGGCCGCCCCUGCAGCCCCCCCCUACGUCGUGUCCCCCUCCGUGCCCAUCCCACUGCUGACCCGUGUGAAGCAUGAAGCCAUGGAGCUGCCGCCGGCCGCCGGCCCGGGCCUGGCCCCCAAGCGCCCGCUGGAGACGGGGCCCCGGGAUGGCACAGCGGUGGUGGGCGCCACGGUGGCGGGCGCAGCCCCUCUCAAGCUGCCCCGGGUCUCCUACUACGGGGUGCCCAGCCUGGCCACCCUCAUCCCCAGCAUCCAGCAGGUGCCCUACUCCCAGGGGGAGCGGACCAGCCCGGGGGCCAGCAGCCUGCCCACCACCGACAGCCCCACGUCUUACCACAACGAGGAGGAUGAGGAGGAUGACGAUGCGUACGACACCAUGGUGGAGGAGCAGUACGGCCAGAUGUACAUCAAGGCUACUGGCAGCUACGCAGUGCAAGAGAAGCCGGAGCCUGUGCCACUGGAGAGCCGCUCCUGUGUACUCAUCCGCCGUGACCUCGUGGCCCUGCCCGCCAGCCUCAUCAGCCAGAUCGGGUACCGCUGUCACCCCAAGCUCUACUCAGAAGGGGACCCCGGCGAGAAGCUGGAGCUGGUAGCAGGCUCCGGGGUCUACAUCACGCGUGGUCAGCUGAUGAACUGCCACCUCUGUGCAGGGGUGAAGCACAAGGUCCUGCUGCGGCGGCUGCUCGCCACGUUCUUUGACAGGAACACUCUGGCCAACAGCUGUGGCACUGGCAUCCGCUCCUCUACCAGCGACCCGAGCCGCAAGCCUCUGGACAGCCGGGUUCUGAACGCUGUGAAACUGUACUGUCAGAACUUUGCCCCCAGCUUCAAGGAGAGUGAGAUGAACGUCAUCGCGGCGGACAUGUGCACCAACGCACGCCGCGUCCGCAAGCGCUGGCUGCCCAAGAUCAAGUCCAUGCUGCCCGAGGGUGUGGAGAUGUACCGCACAGUCAUGGGCUCCUCGGCCGCCGGCGUGCCCCUCGACCCUGACUUCCCGCCCACCGCGGCGCAGGUGUUCGAGCAGCGCAUCUACGCCGAGCGGCGGGGCGACGCCGCCACCAUCGUGGCUCUGAGGACUGACGCCGUGAACGUCGACCUGAGCGCUGCCGCCAACCCCAGCUUCGAUGCGGGCGAGGAGGCGGACGGGGCUGGCUCGGUCAUCCAGGAGGUGGCCGCGCCCGAACCGCCGCCACCCGCUGCGGCGCAGAGCCCUCCAGCGUCCUUCGAGCAGGGCAGCGCCAGCUCCAGCCGGCCGCAGACGCCCGCGGCGCCCCGGAGACAGGAGGCGUCCUACGCGGGGACCUUGUAGAGGAGCCGCCGGGAGCCUCGCGGGACCGGUACUAAAGCUGCUUGCAUGCGUUACUAAUACAAACAAAUGUGAUCAAGCCACUUACCUACGGGACUGCUACUGUUGCCUGACAAAAAUGUGAUUUUUAUUCUGCUUGUAUUUAAAGUUUAUGAAGGAAACAAAUGCAUUCGUUAUACUGUAAAGGAUUAGUCCGCUGGUGACCUAGUUGUGCAGAAGGUCCCAGGGCUCCUUUUGAUAUCUGCGAGGUUCGUCUCCGGGCUGUGGGCCCCUGACCCCGCUCUGGGAGGGCCGAGAGCCUGCGGCCCCCGGUGCCCGGGGCCCUGUGGCGUGGGGCACGCGUCUCCCAACACUCACUGCUCAUCGGGGGGACCCCGCCUGCUCCUCUGGGGCCAGGGGCCAAACGCCUCUUGUUUUCCCUUCUUCCUGAGACUCGGGGCUCAGGCCUGCCGGGUCCCCCGCGUGCGUGGGGUGCGGGAACGUGUGUGUGAGUAUGCGCGUGUGUGUGAGCGUGUGCGGGAGCAGCGGUGUGGGCACCACAGAGGGGAGGGAGAGGUGCGUGCCCCUCCGUCCUCCCGCCCCACGCCCGUGGGCCCUCCCGGCCCCUUCAGCUCCACGGCCCCCAGUGCCCGCCAGCUCCACCCGGCCCCGCCCGCCGUCCCGUGGUGCAGCCCCACCGCCCUCAGCCAUGUUGGGAUUACAUUUGUUUAUUUGUUUUUGUCUUAAUUCAGAUCUAUUUCAUGUAUGGUUUGAAAACUUUCAGACCCAAAAGAGCAAAAAAUUAGGGAGGAUUUGGUGUCCCUGCCCUCAACCUGCUAUGCUUUGGGCUGGGUCAUCUGUGCACCGUGUCCCGCCCAGCCCUGGCCCAGGUCCCACGCGCCUCCUGUUCGGAACCGGGUGGCAGGGGGGGGGGUCCAAGGGAGACACAGCCAGGGUGUGUAGCAAAGGAGGGGCUGGGGACCCCAUUUGGCCAGGCUGGGCUGGGGCGGGUCCCCCGUAUUGUGCUGCAAACCUUGGGGCCAGGCGGGCAGGAGGUGGGCACGGGCCAGGCUGCUGGGCAGUUUGCAGGAGGAGCCCGGGAGCAGCAGGGUGGAGGUUCUGGAAUGCGUGUGGCAGGGUGCAGUGAGGAGGGGCCCUAGAAAUUGUUGGCUUGUUUGAGGCUGGAAGGCUCACGUUGAAGUUCAGUUGCUGUUUUUUGGUGAGCGAGGGCACGGGUUGUGUGCACAUGUGGCCACUGGCCCGGGGGCUUCCUUCAUCCUGAGCCCCAGGCAGUCUGGUCCUGGGGAGACCAGACACCCCUCCAUUCCCGGACGUGAAGGGGUCUAUUGGUCCCCCUCCUCAGCACUCUGCCUCCCCUGACCAGGUGCAGAGCAAGCCCACCACACCCCCUGUGUGCACAGGGCCGAGCAGGUGUGGCUCAGCCUCCCUGUGACCCACAAAGCUGAGCCUCCCCCGGCCGCAGGCAACCUUGGGGGUGUUUAGGCAUCUUUCCGCUCAGGUUCCUCCUGACUGCUACCCUGUGUGGAGAGGCUUUGGGGGAGACCUGGGCUGGGCGUGGAGCCUCCAGGCCUCCUCCAGCCGGGCCAAACAUGUGCCUGCCCUCCAGAAAGAUCUGAUGGCUUCCAGGAAGGGGUGGGGAGACCUUGGGCAGGCCCAUGGGGAGCUCAUCUCAGCCCCUGUGCCCGAGGGCAGGGGGGUCUGGGCCUGAAGAGACUGCACUCCUGCUAGGGCUCCGAACCAACCACCUGGCCUAGGGGUGAGCCUCUCUCUUUCCCUGCCUCUUUCUCCCCUGACCUGGGCCCAGGUGGGCUUGGAGCUGCCUGAGCCUGGGGCCCCAGGCCACUCAGGACCUAACCCUCUUGGGACUGAGAGGCCAACCCCCAGCAUCCUCAGGCAGCCACUGGGGGGUGGAGGUGAGGAUGGGGAGGGUUGACCCCCAUCCCCCUCUGCAGCUUCCCUCCCUGACCCCAACGUGCACUUUCAUUUGACCAUCCCUGAGGACCCCGGGGAGACGGCUGGCCUCUCCUGGCGGUCAGCAGAAGGGCUUGCGCGCUUGCUCCCCCUCUCCCCCUCUCUUUCUCCUCCACUCCAGAGUGGGAGCGGCCCCCGACCCGAGGCCAGGACAUGAAGGGGUGCCCUUGGCCCGGCGGCGGCGGCACCCACGCAGAGAAGGCCUGACUGCUGCUCAGGCCAGCACAAUGUCCCGUGACCUCUGUCCCUUAAUCGUUUAUAACCGCCGUCUGUUUUGUUGUUCUGGGUAAGGAAGGCAAGAGCUAUACGUGAAACUUUAAUACUUCAAUGUGAAUGGGUUCUGAGCUCUCCCUGUGCCCCGGGCGGGCCAGGCCGAGCGUUUUGCACUAAUGUGUCCCGCGGUGGACGUGGGUCCGGAGCGUUUGCAGACGGGCAUGGCUGAUGAUUGUAUCUGCCGGGGCGCUCCCUCCGCGUCCUGAAUGUUCCGCGGGGCGGGCAGCGGCGGGCCUGGGCUCGGAGGGGCCUUCCAGAGUGCCUUAGCAUCUUCUGAUCAUUUUUCCCAAGGAAAACCAAUUAAGAAAACCGGACCCUCCCCCUCCUCUGUUUACAAGACGACUAAUUCCUGUCCUGUGAGCGUGAUCCUGACUCACCCAGACCCUGUAGACCGAGAGACAAGCCACUCAGUAUUUAUGACAUGUCUGCACCUUUAUUCCCGAGCUUGACUAUUAGCAAUACGCAUACACUAUGUAGUCUAUUAUAGAGCUAAGUUAGACCCGCGCCGUUUUGAGGAGGAGAGAAGGGACUGGACCCCGUCGGAGGGGACGUGGCGGGCAGCCGGCCGGGCCCCCAUCCUCACCCGCCCUCCCCGGCGGAUGGGCUGUGCUGAAGGAGGCAGCUGGGACGGAGUGCAAAAGGUCCAGAAGCAGGGAUGGGGGGGUGACGGAUACUGUGAGCUGGCGGGGCCACCCGGCCGGUGCGCCUCGGUACUUGAAUUCUGUCUUGUGUUCUGCACUGUGUCUGCUCUCACCCAGAGUUCUCUGUGGUUGCUUAACUUUGCGUUGGAUUCGAUAGUCUUGCCUUGCCCCCUGAAUGUGGCCGUGGCCGUGGACGAGCGGCCGGGGGGGAGAGACCGGCUGCUGUCUCCUCUGGGGAAGCUCGUUCUGGGGCGGUUGUGUUUGGAGCUGGGAGGGACGCAGAGGGGGAGGGGAGGGGCGGGGGCGGCGACUCUGGGGUGCCCGGCCCUGACCUGUUCCCCCUUAACGGCGGAACGUUCGAGUGCCUGCCCAGUGCCACCCCCAGCCACUUACUGCUUAGAUUCCCCUCAGAUGGGUUAUAUUUAUGGAAAUAUCUUGAUGCCGGUGGAAGGAGGCCGAUGGCCCAUUAACCAACCAAAAACUGCGAGAGGAACCUCUGUUUGCCUCUGCCAGCAGUAAAUCCUAAACACAGAAUGGAGAGUUCAUAGCUGUCUUGAGCUUUAACUACUGUUUCAGAAUGUUGCUGAUGCAUAAAUUUGUCAUUAUGUCAGCCGGGCAGCUCCGAGCGCGUGUCGCCCGCCACCGGCCGGAGAUCGUUAGGGCUUGGUACAAGAUGUUUCUAAUGUGGCAAAGGUUUUGGGUUUUGUUUGUUUGUUUUGUUUUGUUUCUUUGGAAAAAAAAAACCGAAAAGGAAAAUUAUGCAGAAUCUAAAGCAUUCAGAUUGGACAACCUGCUUGAAUUCUGAUCAACCCCUUCAUUGUUAGCGUUUUGCACAUGAUUGUAAUUUUUAUGUCAAAAGAAGCCAAAACUUGCAAUACUAUUUUUAGCAGACAAAAAAAAAAAAAAAGAACUAAGUAUAAAAUGUAUAAAUAUUUUUGACUUGAACAUUUGGAUGGCACUGGGUGCAAACAGACCAUUCAUCCUUUGGACGGAAUGUUUGGGAAAAAGAGCCUUUUUACAAAGAGACGGUUGAUGUCCAGUCUGGUGAGGGGGUGAAGUCCUACUGUAACUCACGACUGUUAAACAAUAAAUAAAUGAAAUCACUGUUCCUUGUGCCGUGGAGCAGGUUUGUUUUCCUAGGACCCACCCCCCAGCCCCCCUGAGAGAGCGAGUGGGCUCGUUCCAGCCCCAGCAGGUGCGUCCGCUCCUCCUCCCGCUCUUGCUGCAUUUGAGCCACGGCUGACGCUGCACCAGUCACUCAACCUAAAACAGAGACGCCCCCCGGCGGCCAGGAAACCCAGGGCUUCCGUGGCGCGCCGAGCCCGGUGCAGGAGGUGGAAGUCGUUGCAAACAGAAGGAUGUGAUCGUUAAUUGUAAAGCGCUUUGUAAAAUUCACAUUUACAGAAUAAUAAAGUCAGUUCA